Lineus longissimus is the source of this 9989-nucleotide messenger RNA. RefSeq names its product protein Aster-B-like. Gene Ontology annotation, biological process: intracellular sterol transport. Lineage: Eukaryota; Metazoa; Nemertea; Pilidiophora; Heteronemertea; Lineidae. Gene Ontology annotation, molecular function: sterol binding; sterol transfer activity. The record is from RefSeq and is a predicted model, not a curated record. The coding region runs from base 89 to 3154 and encodes 1021 amino acids. The transcript has 17 exons. Gene Ontology annotation, cellular component: plasma membrane; endoplasmic reticulum membrane; endoplasmic reticulum-plasma membrane contact site.
GAAUGAUUUUUCAAAGUUGUCAUUAUCGAACAAAAACAAUCAAGUUAUCAAUUGUUAUGCCUGCCUUAUAAUCCUGAAAGACGCGGUAAUGAGCAAAAUCCAGAGGCGUACACUUCUGGACAUUGCCUCAGCUGUCGAAAACGAACAAGGGAUGGAGAAAACGGUUUGGAAUGAUGAGGAAAAAACCGGCGGUGGAAUAUUAUUAAGCGCAAAUCAAUCCCCGAUUUCUCCAAGUCCAGUGCCGAUGACACUGUCUUUACCGCUGUCACCUGUAACUAACAGCGCCGUGUCAUCUGUCACCCUCACGCUGUCUCCGGCACCGCCGUCAUCUGGAUCAAGUUUCAAUGGAACUACUGGACCAAAUUCACCAACUGCAUUUUCUUUUGCGAAAAAGACACCAGAAUGUGCGUCAACACACUCCAGCCAGGAGUCCAUAGCGGGAACGUCACCUAGCAGUACGGGUAAUCCGUUAGCAUCCUCGUUGUCGCCAACGGAUAGUUUGCAAAAUGACCAACAGGUGUCGUCAACGAUACUGGAAGAAAGCCCAACUGAUGAUUUACCCACGAUGUCAGUGCGUGAAAAGAGUUUGAGUGAGCCCCCGAAAAUUCAAAAUUCCCUCCCAAUGCCGCCAACGGAUAGCCCGAAGAUGAAAAAACGCGAUGUACAAUCACAGAGCCUAUCAGGACCGGAAAUAAAGUUAAAUGGACACGGAUCAAGUAUUCUCCAGACAAUCCCCGAGCCAUCCUCCAGCGACCCCACAGAUUACAUUUUAGAUAAAUAUCGAUUGGAAAACGGUGCUACCCACGACCGAGCCUCGACGCCCCCUAUUGGUGUGAAUGAGCAAAACUCGAAAGACCAAGAAGAUUUAGAUGCAGACGACUUGAGUAAAUCAGAGCCCCCUGGUGUGAAAGCCAGACGUAAUCUGCAAUCAAACUUUACUGUGAUGAGCCCUGGUGCUAAGAAUGUGUUUGCAGUGACUAUGAGUUCACGGCGCGGUAGCCUACCGGUACCGGUUCGGCCCACGUUCCGGUACAACGCCAACAAUGAGACGCUGUCGAUCGAGGCUCCCGAUGUGUAUGAGGAAAAGAGUUCUAUUGGUGGACUCGAUGACCAAUCAAAUCACUUCGACAAUGACCUUGACAUUGCGGCCCAGAUCCUUGGCCGUAAACCCUCCGACAUUGAUAUGUACUCCGACACGGACUAUAAUGGUGAUUUCAACAAGUCAAUCAGUUCAGUCACGAGUGAUGGAAGUCGGAAAUCAUAUGACAGCAAGAAGCGGAAGUCAUCUUACUGGUAUAGUGUGCUUAGCCCAAAUUACAAAUCAAAAUGUGAAGACUUCAAGAAGUUAUUCAAAGACAUUCCUAAUGAAGAGCGGUUGGUAGUUGAUUAUUCCUGUGCCCUUCAGAAGGACAUCCUAGUCCACGGCCGCCUGUACGUUACCCAGAACUGGAUAUGUUUCUACGCUAAUAUAUUCCGUUGGGAAACUCAUAUCACGAUUCGAUGUAAAGACAUCACAGCCAUGACGAAAGAGAAGACGGCCAGAGUGAUACCCAAUGCCAUUCAGAUUUGUACAAAGACCGAUAAAUUAUUCCUUACGUCAUUUGGCGCUCGGGACAAGACGUACUUAAUGUUAUUUAGGGUGUGGCAGAAUGCUUUACUUGCUCAGCCUAUGUCCCCCCAAGAACUCUGGCAAUGGGUCCACUACAGUUAUGGUGAAGAAUUAGGUCUUACGUCGAGCGAUGAUGACUACAUUGCGCCCUCUAGUGAAGGUGAUAAGGCAUCAGACAAUCAGGCGUCACCAACGGACUCUAGUAUGACGAAACCGCCAUCUUACGAAGAGGGCAGGAACUCACCCUUGCCCGACGAUUCUUGUUCACAAGUGGAACUGAAGGAACAGCUAGAUGGCGCUUCAACGGGCGGCGAGAUCAAUGUGGCACACGGAACCAACCUAUCCCCCGACCGUGAGACGCAACCGCCCUCCAGCCUCGAUGAUCUCAUCUCAAGUGAUAAAAACGAUGCGUUGGAUUCAUCGGCGAAAAUCGGCGACGCAGAGUUACCGACUGAUCUCAGUGAUAACACAGACGAUACAGAUACCGGUGAGGUGACAUGCACCGGGCACAAUCAUUUCCGAAUCACCGUCAUGAACGAAGUCUUUCAAAUAUCCGUCGAUCAGAUGUUUGCACAUUUAUUCACCGAUUCGACGUUUUUCCGCGAUCUCACCUCAUACAGAAAAACAUAUGAUCGUGUGUUACCACCGUGGCAAGACGAGCCAACUCCAGAAGGCCACCGUCAGCGAACGAUAUCAUAUACGCUCACGUUGAACUCCUCACUUGGACCGAAAACAUCUGCUGCUACUGAAACUCAAACAUGUUACAGCCAAAGUAAACCAGGCGUUUUAUACGUUGUGGACACGGAGACCGUCAACAGUGGCAUCCCAUACGGGGACAGCUUCUAUGUCGUCAGUCGUUACUGUAUACAGCGCGUCAACAGUCUCAAGUGUCGUCUUCAUGUGACGAGUGAAAUUAAGUACAAGAAGUCUGUGUGGGGAAUGGUGAAAGGUUUCAUUGACAAAAAUUGCACGCAGGGUAUCCAUGAAUAUUUCAAUGACCUCGCGGUCCACCUACGGAGAGAGUCCGACAAGGCCGUCGUCGUCGGCGGGGAAGUUCACAAGAAGAAGAAAUUACGAAAGCGACGCGCCACUGCCGAAAUCAAUCAGCAACUACGCCACACGACGCCGGACAUUCCCACCUCCACACUGCCAACGUCGGUCAGUAAAGUACCGCAUAAAGAUGAAUGGUCGCUCAAGUUGAAUGCGGAGUCGUUGGUCAGGAUACUUAGCAUUGUUUUAAUCGUCUUAGUCAUGUUCAACGCUGUCCUAUAUUAUAAACUCUGUGCCCUGGAGGUCGCUGCCAAUUACCAUCAUCAGGGAAAGCCAUUUAGGAUGACGCCAGAUGAUAUCAACAAAUUUCCAAAAUCGCAAGACGAUUGGUUAGAGUUGCUAAAGCAGCAGCAGACACUCCAUGACCUUGAACUUGACCGAUGGAAGGACAUUCUGUCAUCUUCGAUACAGCUUAUAGAACAGAUGAAAUCGACCCUAACAGAACUUCGCACGAGUAUCGACAAGCCAUCAGACGGCCCCAAACUUGAAUUAUGACGACGGUGCCGGAUACCGUUGGCGUUUAACGUCGCUGUACAUGUUGUAUAUACUGUUGGGUUCUGUAGAAUGUAUAUAAGGCUCUAGAGACUGUUUUCAUGAGGAGAUGAAUGUUCUGUCAGACGGAUAUGAAAUUAAUGGUUGGACAGACAGAUGAAAUGUUCAGAUGGACAGAUACAUGAAAUGUUCAGAUGGGCACACAGAUGAAAUGUUCAGAUGGACACACAGAUGAAAUGUUCAGAUGGACAGACAGAUGAAAUGUCCCGAUGGACACACAGAUGAAAUGCCUGAUGGACAGACAGAUGAAAUGUUCAGAUGGAUUACACAGAUGAAAUGCCUGAUGGACAGACAGAUGAAAUGUUCAGAUGGACACACAGAUGAAAUGCCUGAUGGACAGACAGAUGAAAUGUUCAGAUGGAUUAUACAGAUGAAAUGCCUGAUUGACAGACAGAUGAAAUGUCCCGAUGGACACACAGAUGAAAUGCCUGAUGGACAGACAGAUGAAAUGUUCAGAUGGAUUACACAAAUGAAAUGCCUGAUGGACAGACAGAUGAAAUGUUCAGACAGACACACAGAUGAAAUGCCUGAUGGACAGACAGAUGAAAUGUCCAGAUGGACACACAGAUGAAAUGUCCAGAUGGACACACAGAUGAAAUGUUCAGGCAGACGAAGAUCAGAAAUGUUCAGAUGGACAAAUGAAUUUUACAGAAAGAUAGACUGAUGAAAUUUUGGAAGUCUUGAACUUCUGUGGUUAGAGAAUCACUGAUUAAUGGAUGCACCAAAUAUGAAUUCUCUGAACUGGGUAUUUCUGCUUGUGCCAAUUUUGCGCGUUUUUUUCUUGACAACAUUUUUAAAAAGUAGCAUGAAAGUUUAUCAGUCAAUGAUAUAAUGGCUUAGAAAUCCACUAUUAUGUGGACAUUUCGCAGAUUGCAGCAUCUGAUGAUUGGUAUUCGAUUACAAUUUGAGCUUGCUUUACUUCAAUAUCAUGUUGAAUCUUGUAUUUUUCAUGUGAUCUUCUAUCAUAAAAGUGAUAUGGGCAGUUUUGGACUUUGCAACUUUCUACUUGUGGAGGAGAUUUUCCAUGCUUAUGGGUUUAGGAAGGAGAAAUCAAGACUAUGGUUCUUAUAGGAAUAGGAACUUCUUUCAGUCUCUGCCUUCUUAAGGCACCCAAUUAAACUUUUCUUCUAUUUUGAAAGCAACUUGCAAACAAGUAGCUAUUAUCACUGCGAGCAGUGAAAAUUAUUGCUAUCACUGCAAUGUGCGAUAAAAGUUUUACUUGUCUGCAGGUCGAACCAGUAAUCCCUGGGUUUGACGUUUAUUCAGGUUGAAGCGAUUGCAGGUGCCUGCAAUGGCCACCGCACACAUAAGAUUUUUGUUGCAAGUCGCAACGGUGACAAUCAAUCAUUUCUGGGGCGCUACAGGAUGAAGAAGAUUUACACUUGAUAGGUUGGGUCGCAAUUUUUAUUUCUCUGGUGUUUUGUUUCCCACUGCAGUGCGAAUCUUACAAUCAAUAUUGGUAAAUAACUCCAGCAUGUUAUUGCUUUUAAAGGCACCCACCGCAUCCGUUUGUUGAAAUGGCUUCACCGAUUUAGAUCAGGGUUAAUUCUAUUUUGAUUAUACACAGCCCUCAAAGGACAGUGAUGUUUUUUCCGAAAGGGGAGGUAGUCUGGACUGAGUACGUACAGUGGAACCUCCCUUAGCGGACACCUCUAUUAACGACAACCUCUCUAUUGAGGACAACCUCUCUAUUGAGGACAACCUCUCUAUUGAGGACAACCUCUCUAUUGAGGACAAUCUCUCUAUUAACGACAACCUCUCUAUUGAGGACAACCUCUCUAUUGAGGACAACCUCUCUAUUGAGGACAACCUCUCUAUUUGAGGACAACCUCUCUAUUGAGGACAACCUCUCUAUUGAGGACAAUCUCUCUAUUGAGGACAACCUCUCUAUUGAGGACAACCUCUCUAUUGAGGACAACCUCUCUAUUAAGAACACUAGUUUUGGUCCCAAAGUUGUUGCUUCCACUCAAUUUAACCUCUCUAAUCAGGACACCUCUCUAUUAAGGACAGCACUUGUCAGUCCCGAGGGUAUCCCUAAUAGAGAGGUUCUACUGGAGUUUGUGAUGAAAAACGAAAAUGAAGUUGACAAAUUCAGACAAGAGAUGUGCACAUGUUGGCAUUCCCCACACUCGGCUUCGCUUUAAAAUCCAUGUACAUGUAAUUAUCGAACUAUUUAUCCAGGGAAACUUACAUCAAUCAUCAUAAUUCAGUCUAUUGAAGUUUGUAAAUGAUGGCUGGGAAAAUUUUGAUGCCAAUUAAGGCUCUUUGGGUGGAGGUCCGGAAUUGUGCAGGCUUCAAGGACUUAAAUAUUGUCUUUCGCGUGUGGUAUUGUUUAGACAAGGUGUCAUUUGGUAAAGAGAUAGUGCUGCCACCUCAUGUUUUGGAGGAAAGUUACAAUGAAUCCACUAGGCUGGGCUUGGACACAAGUACCAGGUUGAAGUUGGAUACUUAUUUUUUAUUGAUCCUUAUUCCCGAUUCUACUUAUUGCCUUUCCUCGGAUGGUUAUGGUUGGGGUUAUCAUAACAAACUGGAAAUAAGGAAUGUGAAAUUAGUAGCAAACUUCAGGCUGGUCAGGAAAGUUUAGUUGCAGGCCUUGUAUAAAAAAGACCCUUUUGGGUGUACGCUAGGUGUACAUACGCGGUUAUACUGGAUUUGGGAUGAGAACGGAUGAAUGACAAAAAAGAAUCAGAAAGGUGUUUUGUUGUUUUUUGCUGUGAUUUGUUAACGACUUUGUUAAUUGUAAUAUGUAUGUGUUUUAAGUUGUAAACAUGUUAAAGGUACAUCCUCAUGAUUUCUCAGCACUGAAACGAGGUGCCGUCUCUUUGAAAUUUUUUCAAAAGUUAGGGUUGAACCCUACAGGUUGUAUUUUCUUUGAUAGAUGGCGUUGUUUGAUUACAUUCCAAACACAUUAUUGUUUAACGUUGUCCCAAUAUUACUUAGCGGUGGUAGUUUUUAUGUCCGCUUCAUCAUCACCAUCAUCAUCACGUCCGUAGCAGGGCGACCCUAAGCUAUUAAUGAUUCGACACCACACGGUUCUGUCCUCGGCGAGGCGGAUCAGGUCUCUGGUCUUUCUUCCAGUCCCGUGCGUCACGUCAUCUAUCCAAAUUCUCUUUGGACGGCCGCGUCGGCUGCUACCCUCCACUGUGCCCUGCAAGAUGGUAUUUGCUAGUGUUUGCUUGGCUCUCGUGACAUGGCCGAACCACCUCAGCUUUUUCUUCUUGGCAACGGUUAGGAGGCUGUCGUGAUUCCCCAUGUACUGGGUGACCUGUUCUCUUACUUGGAUGAUGGUGGUGUGGGAUGUAUUGUGGACAUUGAGUAGUCUCCUGCCGCUUAGCUCUGCUUAAUUUAUUAGUUAAAGGGGUAUGCCGUUGGUUAUCUAUACUGGUGGUCCAGGAAAAUGGAAAUGCAGUUUUACACAAUGUAUUAGUGCACUUAUUAUGCAUACAAAUUUGUUGAAACUAGGCAUUUAUAGUAUGUGUAUAUCAGUCUGCAUAUCGGCUAUGCUAAAAUGUUUAUCUGGUAUGUCAUUACGCAAUUGGACAUUUUCUCAAAUUCAAUUACAAAUUUCAAACGGCAUAGGCCUUUAUAGUAUCUGUGUGGUUAUUUGCUCUGUUAAAGGAGCAUUGAAGAUGAAAUCCACUUACUGUUCAACUGUUCAACUGUUCUUCAGAAGACUUAUGUUGGUGCGCUGCCAUACUAAUUUUGAUAAAAUGUUCAUCUAGUGCGUCAUUACGCAAUUGGACACUUUCUCAAAUUCAAUUACAAAUUUCAAACGGCAUAGGCCUUAUUAGUAUCUUGUGUGUGGUGAUUUGCUCUGUUGAAGGAGCAUUGAAGAUGAAAUCCACUUACUGUUCAAUUGUUCUUCAGAAGACUUAUGUUGGUGCGCUGCCAUACUAAUUUUGAUAAAUUAGUACAUGUAGCCUAGAUUUACUGAUCUUAGACCCUUUCAGGAUAUUCAGCUAAGCAUUUGACCUCACAUGUGGGAGGUGACUGAAUAUUCAUGUAUUGGAAUUGAUCCCUAAAUUUGUCAAUCAAAGGGAAAUGUGCUCAUGAUUUAAUUUAUUACAAGUAAAUGAAUACACUAUUUAUAAGGGUCAAAAUUGGCAAUGUUGUGAAAGGCUCUUUCAAAGAAAUGAAAUCUUUCCACAUCCAUUCAAAUGAGGAUCUGGUGAAUACGAUGUAAUGGGUCAGCUCAUGAAUGGAUAUUUUUCUCAAGAUUUCUCUUGUUGAAUGCUGGACUGAAUUCAAGAAACUGGAGUUAUUAUGCACGGGGUUAUUUGAGGCCAUUCAACAUGCUCAAUUUGGAAGGACAAUGAAUAAGCAACACAGCAUUGUUGCAUGGUCAUAACGUGAUAUACCGGCUUGUCCUUUGUGUCAAUUUCGUAGAAAUCAAUUAAGUGGUCUUAAAUAGUGAAUCUUGAGUAUUUCAGUUUCUGCUGUUAUUUUUAAAGAAUUCUACAGGGUGGCCCAGAAUUAUUUUCCCUCACACAAUUGAUACACAAUAGCUAUUGUGAAAGGGAAAAUAAUUCUGGGCCACCCUGUAUAGUGCCAGAGGCCUACAUUCCCUUUAAAUUUAUAGAAAAUAUCAUGUUCAUUUGUAUCGUGUAAAACUCUUGUACUUUUUGAAGUCUUUGAAAAGUAACCCUGUUAUGGAGGUUUUUUUGUUGAUGCAAAUCGUAAGUUAUAAAUAAACAAGAAAAUUGUGUGACCCGAUUUCCGCUAUGUAACUCUUUAAAUACUUUUCACAUUGUAGAAUAUGUCAUUUUCGUCUUAUUCGAAUUACAGAUAAUUGUUCUUUUCGUGGAUUAGCAACCCUCACUAUAGGUUAGAACUGUUUUAAAGGCCCACGCCGUUCGAAAUAAUUUUGAAUUUGUAAUUGAAUUUGGAUACUUUCAAUUGCGUAAAUACAUAUUGAAUAUAAUAUUCAGCAUUGCCUUUCUGUAGACAGAUAUACAAAUACUAUAAAUACCAAUUUUUCAACAAAUUCAUAUCAACAAUAACUGCACUACGGCAUUGUGUAUGAGUGGAUUUCUAUUAUACUGGACCAUAGUAAUUACGAACGGCGUACCCCUUUAAAAUUCCGAAAACUUUAUGUUGUGUUCCCAGGUAUGACUGAAGGUUCCCAAUGUAGUCUCUGAAUGCACUUCGGCUGUUUUCUAUGUGACUGAAUAUUUAUUGUGCAGUUGUCAGUGCACCUCUACUUUUUGCUUAUUUAUUUGAUCCGUCUCCAAGUGUAUGAAUUUUUCACUCGGAGACAAAAAGGGUAGGACAAAUCGAUAUUCAUAUACAGGGUGUCCAAGAAAUGCAGGUUCCAGUUUUGGAUUAUAUAGCGGUUAUUGGUUGUGUCCACUGUCUAGUUAGAAAAUACCGAUCCCCCAUCGUUGUGCGUAUAUCCAUUCUUCACCGCCGAUAACUCCCCCUUGAUCGGCCGUCAGAAGGACUGUUACUUUAUCGGUAGUCUCCCUGCAUUCCCAUCCUUUCGGACGAGUCCAUGUCGCGACAACACUAACAUUACACUCACUCUCACUCCGGCAAACAACUCUAACAAAGAAUAACCAGGCACAUGACCGGGUGUGCGUAAACUAUGAAAACUACUCUCUAGCCUUAUUGACCAAUUUUUUCACAUCCUGAUAGCAAUUUCUUCCAAUAGCUAUUCUAUUUUUGCCAAAAAAAACCCCGAGGUGCCUUGAUAGAAAGGUUCUAGUUCACCAAGACAAAACAGAGGUGAUCCUCAAUUGCGAGAGUCAAAGCCAUGACCUCCUCAUUAGGAACCCAGUCCUCUAACCAAUAUACCAUGAUGCAUUUUUUGGACACCUUGGAUUUACUGAUUAUGCUCUAUGUUUUUGCAAGCUUCACUUCCACUUUCUAGAAAAUCAACACGUUACUGAUCCAAUCAACUUUGUAAUUGAAAUUUGAUGUUUGUCCAGUAUGCUUAGCUUUCAUGCCAACAUGUACAGUCCUGAUCAUAUUAAUAUCAACACCUACUUAAGCAAUAUCUCCCAAACUUGUACACCAAUUCCAAUACGGUUUUCAGGAUAAUGUCGGCAAUUUUGUUUUCUAAUCACACAUUAUGGCAAGAAUGUGAAUGCAUGAGUGCGCCAUUAUGUAAUAGGCCAUUUACAAAACCCUUAGAAAAAAACUUUUUUAGUUCAAACUUUUUUUGAAAUAUUUUUCGCUACAAUGAGAAAACACAAAAUUCUACGAAUACUGACAAAAAAUCAUCAAAAUCAAACGGGUUAUUAAUGAAGAUAGAGCUAUUAUUCAGCAGUGCAUUGGCACUGCAAAGUGGCAUGUUUUUACGAGAAAUGCGUGCCUUUGGCAGUGAAACCCUUAAUUUACAAAAAGUUAAUCGGCUCUAUCUUCAUUUUUUCGUUCAAUUUUGAUGAUUUUUUUGUCAGUAUUCUUAGAAUUUUGGGUACUUCAUUCUAGCAAAAAUAUUCCAAAAAAAGUUUGAAAUAAAAAAAAAUUUGUAAGGGUUUUUUACUUGGCUGAUUACAUUAUGCAAGACUCAUGCAUUCGCAUUCCUGCCAUCAUUUACAAAUAGAAAACAAGAUUUCUGAUAAUAUCCUGAAAACCGUAUUGGAAUUGGUGCACUAGUUUUGGAGAUCUUGAAUGAAGAAUGUGUUGAUAUUGAUAUGAUCAGGACUGUACUUAGUCUGGAUACUCUACUUGGAGUUUUUGUUCUGAAUGGGUGAAUCGACUGGAAUUACUUGAUUAAUGCACAAGAGAGAUUGUAUAGCGAUAUCCAUUUUGAAAUAAAUUAUUCUAAAUGAAAUUA